AUGACCGCGCUUCUCUCGUCGCCGCACGAUUUCAUGAGCCUCCACGCGCUGUCGGGCAGGUCUCGCAGCCCGGCGCGCAGCUCUUCGCCGCACCGGCGAUCUUCUUCGGCACGGCUAUCGUCCCCCUCGCGCUCCAACUCGUCCCUAGCCACGUUUGUACCCGCCUCCGCCGCCAGCACCGCCAACACCACCGACGACGAGAUGCCUGACGCAGGGGACCAGGAAGCCGACAAGCCCAGCAGGGGCAGGCUCCGCCUUACGCCAGAGCAGAAGGCCAGUUUUGCAGCACACAUCGAGGAAAGCAAGAAGAAGUUCAUCUCCGACACCGCUCACCUGCCAAAGACGACCAACAUGGGCCUGAGCAACGCGGAAGCGGCGGCAGCAAUGUCGCAGAACCGCUUCAACUACAGCAAGAAGGACUUCAGCUGGGACCUCGACGACGAUGAUGGCGAGAGCUCUGGCGUCCGACGCAAGGUCGCUGUCAAGGACACGGCCGUCUUCCAGAUGGCGCUGCCGGUUCUCUACGUUUCGUCGAUCCCCAACUCGGUCCUCUUUUUCCAAAAGGUGCUCGGCUUCUCGACGGUGGGCAAGCCGGCCACGCACCAGGCCGUGGUGCGACGCGGUCCCGCCGCCAAGCUGACGUCGGGCACCAACGCGCGCAACUGGUCCGCCGUGCCCCCGCUGGGCCAGGACCCGGGCGUCCGCAUCGUCCUGCGCAUGCGCCCGCAGGAGUGGGGCGAGCUGAGCGGCGACGGCAUGGGCCCGCCGCAGCUCAUGGUCGCCGUCAGCAGCGCCGACGACCUGUACAAGGAGGUGUCGGCCAAGAUGGAGGCGCUGCGGCCCAAGGGCGACGAGUACUUUCCCGAAGUCUGGUUCUUCAAGGCCAAGGUGCUCAGCAAGCCGCAGAACAAGCCCUGGGGCGCCCGCGAGCUGCACCUGCUCGAUCCCGACGGCAACAAGAUUGUCUUUUUCAACGAGAUCCACCGAUGA
This is a messenger RNA of Pseudozyma flocculosa PF-1, 990 nucleotides long. RefSeq lists its product as uncharacterized. The record is from RefSeq and is a predicted model, not a curated record. The transcript is spliced from 2 exons. The coding region runs from base 1 to 990 and encodes 329 amino acids. Lineage: Eukaryota; Fungi; Basidiomycota; Ustilaginomycetes; Ustilaginales; Ustilaginaceae.